AUUUUUGGAAGAAUCAUAAAAGCCCAACCCCUCUAUUUUAUGUGACCAUCAUUUCACCUUCUUUCUCUGGCUCCAACAAAGAGUACCUCGAUCUUAUCAUGGAAGAGCAUAUUAACACACAGACUAUAGCUCGAGACUACUUUCCCUCAUCUUCCACCACCACCACCGCGACGACGACCUCCACCUCCACUUCCACCUCUUCCUCCACCACCACCACCUCUUUUUCGACAAAUUCGGAUGGUUCAAACUCAUUUUCAAGUUUAGACCAAGUCACAAAAAGCACAUUGAAGGUUCAAAAAGGCUCCAAGAGAGCUCAAGAAGCCGAAAAUGGCAACGAGCACCGGAGGCAGCGCAAGGGCGGCGAUGAGAAGCACCCAACGUAUCGCGGAGUCCGGAUGCGUUCUUGGGGCAAAUGGGUGUCUGAAAUUCGUGAGCCGAGGAAGAAAUCAAGAAUAUGGCUUGGAACUUUUCCGACGGCUGAAAUGGCGGCUCGAGCCCAUGAUGUAGCAGCUCUAGCCAUCAAAGGCCACUCUGCUUAUCUCAAUUUCCCUAAACUUGCGCAUGAACUUCCCCGGCCGGCCACCACCUCGCCGAAGGACAUCCAAGCCGCCGCUUCCAAGGCCGCUGCAGCCACUUUUGCUGGUGAAGCUGAAGCAGAGCCGAGCCAAGCCGUGCUUCUGACUUCCCAUUCGUCAACCACCUUGUCAUCACGAAACACUCAGGGAUCAUUCAAUUCUCCAUCAGAGGGUGAUGAUGAUAUAUUCUUUGACCUGCCGGAUCUCUCCCUCGAUUGCUCGGAUCACAGUGAUGGAUACUGUUACUCGGGCUCGUCGUGGCAGCUGGCUGGAGCCGAUACAGGACUCCGGCUCGAGGAGCCAUUUCUAUGGGAGUACUAGUAAAAUUAGUGAUUAGUGAAGUCUCAUGUCAGCAACAAAACUAACUUUCAGUUCAAUUCUUCAAACAUGGUUACAACUCAUUUCAUUUUCUGUAAAAAAAGGGAAGUAACCCAAUUGUGGAAAGUCAUGCAUGUUUAUACCUUCAAAAAUAAGUUUGGCUUCUUUUUAAUUUGGUUCAGCUUGGAUUUGCAGCCUGAAAGGGUUGCAUACAUUUGUUGUUUUGCUAACAUGUGCCCUUAAUGUGACAAUGAAGUUCAUUUUCUCCAGUAUAAAA
Cornus florida is the source of this 1170-nucleotide messenger RNA. RefSeq names its product ethylene-responsive transcription factor ERF034-like. Gene Ontology annotation, biological process: regulation of DNA-templated transcription. NCBI's taxonomy places the organism in Eukaryota, Viridiplantae, Streptophyta, Magnoliopsida, Cornales, Cornaceae. Gene Ontology annotation, molecular function: DNA binding; DNA-binding transcription factor activity. Bases 99 to 896 code for a protein of 265 amino acids. The transcript has a single exon. The record is from RefSeq and is a predicted model, not a curated record.